AUAUGGAUGAUGGUGAAUUAGAUGAUGGAACAGCCGAUUGUCGCAGAGACCGUGAAAAGGCGGAGGCAAACGGACGUCAGUGUUUACGAAAGUGCAAAAACGAUUCCGAUUGCAUUAGUGCAAAGAAGAGGUGCUUGUGUGAUGGCUUGUGUGGACUGAGCUGUGUCAGACCAGAUCUACACUGUCAGCCUCUCUUACCUCCUCAAAAUGGCAAAGUCCAAGUAAUUGGGGAGAUGUUUGGACAGAAAGUCACCUACGGCUGCAACGAGGGCUACUGGUUGUUUGGCAAUUCGGAAAGGGUAUGCCAAGGAGAUUUUACUUGGAGUGGUUCUGAUCCUGAAUGCAAGAUCAAGGGAGCAAUGUGUGGAUCACUUCCUCUGGUUCCCCACGCUAAGCAUAGUGCACCCCUGGACAAAAGUGACUUUCCGAUCGAUUCCAUGGUGCAAUAUAGUUGUUUUCCUGGUUAUGACCCGAGAGGAUUUCCCAAGGCGAAGUGUCUUCACUAUAAUGGAACUGCACAAUGGUUUGGGCCUGACUUCCAUUGCAUACCGAGAAACUGCAGUCCGCUCGGUGAAAUUGAGCAUGGCCGAAGAGACGGAAAUACAUUUACUUUUACUAGUCGUGUCACCUAUCACUGUAACGUAGGCUACGAACUAGUCGGACGAGCCCACAGGUACUGCCAGGCCAAUGGUAAAUGGUCCGCCAUACUUCCUUCCUGCAGACCUGUACAGUGCCCCAUUCCAGCCGAUCCUCCAAAUGGUCGUGCUCUGUACACUUCUGUUUCUUAUAAUUCUGUUGUAAAGUACGAGUGUAGGUAUGGUUACCGCCUAGUGGGUCCUGCUACACGAACGUGCAAUACAAGUAAGCAGUGGGAAGGAUCCGAUCCAACAUGCGAAGAAAUCGUGUGCGAAGAUCCAGGACCUUUUUACAACGGGUACUUUGAAAGCCGCAGUUAUAGCCUCGGGUCCAAUGUCAUCUUCCGUUGCUUCGAUGGCAUGAAAAUGGAAGGCUCCCCCGCCACUACAUGUGAAGAAGAUGGAAACUGGUCACAGCCAAUUCCUAAAUGCUUAGCUCCCUGCAUUGUACCAGAAAUGGAACAAGGUAACUUCACAGACUAUCCACCGGGUGCCAGAGUGCUUCAUGGUCUGGAGAUCAACAUCACAUGCGAAAAUAGGUACGAUGUCGUUCACAACUCUACCCCUGUCGUAUGUAACAACGGCACUUGGACUCAUGUUCCAGCUUGCGUACCAGCAAAGUGUCGGCACUUACCCGAAACACCGAAGCACGGCCUCGUUAUUGCUCCUAAGAUUGACCAUGGCAUGAAGGCACGUUUCCUUUGUAAGGACGGUUACCGGCUGGUUGGAUCCAAUGUCACUGAAUGCCAUUAUGGACAAUGGACGCUUCCAACACCUGUCUGUAAAGAGAUUUAUUGCCCUUAUCCUGGUGUGCUGGAACAUGGUCGAGUUUUGCUGGUGGGAUACAUGGGAAUGUAUGAUUAUAGACCUUACGUAAAAAGAGUCACGAAUAACCGGCAGAUAAUGUAUGAGUGCCAUCGUCACUAUACCUUGAAAGACGGUCCCCCUGGUGCUACCUGUGUAGACGGACAAUGGAGUCCGAAGCAAUUGCCAAGAUGCGUGCGCGGAUCACACCCUGUCCUCACCACCCAGAGAAGAAGACGGAGAGAACUAUUCAGAUGGCGUAUGAGACGUUUAGAUAUAAGAGACGUUGAAAACAAAGAAGAGCAAAGCAAAGAAAUUUUAAUAAACGCCAAUUGCCAUCAGUUACCUGAAAAGCCAAAACACGGCCUGGUUGUAGCAUCUGGAACUGACCAUGGCGUGAAAGUUUUCUUCAUUUGCAAAAAGGGUUACCAGCUAAUUGGAUCCAAUGUCACUGAAUGUUAUGAUGGGCAAUGGACGACUCCAACACCUGUCUGUAGAGAUAUUUCUUGUCCUUAUCCUGGUGUACUGAAGCACGGUCGAAUUUUGACAGUGGGGUACACGUCUACGCACAUUUACAUACCUUAUGUGACAAGAAUCGGCCACAACCAACAGAUAAUAUAUGACUGCCACCAUCACUACACACUCGAAGAUGGCCCACCUUUUGCUACCUGUAUAGACGGCCAGUGGAGUCCAAAAGAAAUGCCAAGAUGUGUAUCCGAAUCGCACCCUGACCUCGCCACCCACAGGAGAAGAAGGGAACUUUUCAUGAGGCGUAGAAGACGUGGAGGGAAGAGGAAAAGGAGAGGCAAGGGUGCGCGAAGCAAAGAGAGGAUAAUUAAGGAGCCAUGUUCUCUUGGCGAAACGAACUGGAUGGAGGUAGAGAUCAUAAAAAUGGGGAGAGGCAAUGACUCGCUCCCGCACGGCACCGUCAUCAACGUCACGUGUUCAGAAGGGCAUAAACUCAACAUCGGAAACCGGACAGCCAGGUGUGUGAGAGGAAAGUGGAAACCCAAGGAGCCUGUAUGCGAGACCUUGACUUGUCUGGUUCCUUCAACCCCAAAUGGAAUCUACAAUCACCUACAGAGGACGUUGAUCGAGAAUGAAGAGGUUCCUCAUUCUGAAAUUCUGACUUUUACUUGUCUGCCGGGAUUCGAGUUGAUGGGCGUGGAUUCUCUCAGAUGUUGGUACGGUAACUGGGCCAUCGACAAUUUCCCCUACUGUGCAGCAAAGCCGUGUGAACUUCCUGUCAUACCUCAAGGUCAUUAUUUGGGUGGUUAUAGAUCAGGAUUGACAAUAUCUCAUGGGUCCUCAAUUGACUACAAUUGCAAGCCCGAUUACGUGAGGGUCAGCGAAGAGGCAAUAUACUGUUCUGAGGGGAUCCUUAAACCUCAUUCACCGGCAUGUCAACACCAUUCCCUGAAGCAAGUGUCAGUCAUUUCGCCAGAUAGCGAUAGCAUUCAAGAGACAGAUAUUCGACCAGGAGGUAACGGAAUGGAUAUGCCUCCAGGAAGCGGAUGGCGUUCCUGUGGGCCUCCCGAACGGCAACAGAAUACCCUGCUCUAUCCUACGCACAAAGCUCUGAGUGCUUCUGCCAUUUCUGUGUCGACAGAUCCCACUGAUUCGGAACAAAGCGGACAAACUAGAUGGUUUGCACAUAACACAGAAGUCCGGUUUAACUGUAUCCGUGGUAUCUACGGAGAGAAAACAACGUGGAAAAUAGUCUGUGAGAAUGGGAACUGGGUGGGAGGAGCCUACAAAUGUGAAGCUGAGCCUGAGCCUCCUCCAGAUGAGGAUCGGCGCAACAAGUCAUGCAUCUUCUAUAACACGGAGCCUAAUUUGGUGGCGUUCCUUGGAGACCAGAUGAUUGAGGAGGAGGAAACAGAACAUCCUCCACACACAGAACUUGUUUUCCGCUGUAAGGAUAUCGGAAAGUACAGCUUGAUCGGAAGUGUGAGAAGGAGAUGUGUGCAUGGCGAUUGGGAUGGCGUGAAACCUUCCUGCUAUGGACUGUCGCAGGAAAAUGAUUAUGCAUUGGAAAAGCCACCGACUAUCCUGUUUCGGCAUCAACUGGGACCCAUAGCUCAAAGCAACGAGGGAAAACUAAUAGUUUAUCCUGGAACCAUUCUUCAUCUGGAAUGCUUAUGGAUUCGGAAGUAUGGGAUUCCCCACUGGCAAGUCAGUCAUUCCUAUAGGAAGUAUCCUGAAGGAUGGACUAACGAAGUUGGUCGAGAUCCUCAACUAGAAUACCGACUUUCUAUUUAUCACGCUCAGAAAGACGAUUCUGGGCGCUUUACGUGUAUCACUCCUAUGGGGCACAGACACUCUGUAGAUAUUGUUGUGGCUGCGGUUCACUGUCCUCAGAUACCACCGACUGCUGGUCUUCAAGUGAGCAACCCCAGCACAAAGUUAGAUACCAAAGUCGUAUUCUCUUGUCGUGAAGGUCAAACACUUCUCGGAAGUGAACAAGCAACGUGUCUGCCAUCUGGCAAUUGGUCUGCUGAGCCGCCUUUGUGUCAGGUGACAGAGUGUCCCGAUUUAACGAAUGACACUUCUGAGUUGCUGAUAGCAGAAGUAUCUGGUCGCACUGUCGGUUCAAAAGCCACUUUCUCUUGCCCUACCGGAUAUGGUCUGAGGGGUGACGAUACAUUGCAAUGCCUUGACACUGGACAGUGGUCUGCAGCUGUGCCAUACUGUGAAGAAGUGAUCUGUGAGUCACCGGAAACGCCAAAGAAUGGUUUCCUGCAAAGCGUCAACAAGGACAAAUAUCGAGGAGGAGAUGUUCUGCAAUAUGCAUGUGACGCUAACUUCAUGAUGAAUGGCACACCAAUUAUCAUAUGCCAAGAAAGCAGCAGAUGGUCAGGUCCUGUACCUACAUGUGUAGCAGCUUGUCAGUACCCUGGAACAACACAGGGUGCCACAAUUUCCAACGUUCAGUUUUUUUACAGUAUUAAUGAGACGGUGACAUUUAAUUGUCCUGAAGGAUUUGAAUUGAGAGGAGCAAAAAUGCUUAGAUGUCUUGAAGAUGGCAGAUGGUCAAGUGAAACACCCAGCUGUCACUCUACAAGGAAAGGUUAAAUACAAAGAAAACAAGGAACUUGGUCUUCCAUGACAUCAUUUUUAGACAAAACAAAACAAGGUGCUUUAGUUCCUCAACAUGUGGUACUAGCAAGUUGAGUGAAUUAGUAUAAGAACCUACUAUAUAAAUGAAAGAGGCUGAAUGCACCAGAUAUUUUAGCGAAAUAACAAUAAAAAAUAUUUAAGAGAAAAAAAAAAGAAAAUACAUCAAGGUGCCUCUUAUAAAAAAUAUAAUUGAAAUGAAUGAAAAUAAAAGAAAUCAAAGAAAUUUCACUCAAUAAGUAGAACAGGUACUGUUCUGGUGAUUCUGAAAAAAAAAGAAAACCUUAUUUCGUUAAAUAGUAAAUCAGAAACAAAAAACCAAAUUAAUAAACUAUUUCAGCUUCGUAAGGAUUUUCAACACCCAACUAUCAAAUUUUACAGCAUUUGGAGAGAAAUUUAAAAAAUUCAGGGAAUAUUAAUAGGUAGAAAUGCUAAAGCGCAAUAAAAGUAUGUUAAUGUUCUUUUAAUCAUAACAUCUACUCCAUCUUUGUUUCCAAGACAGCUUUAAAGAAGGUACGACUGCUGGUACCAUAUGUUUCCCAUACCUUUGAUUAAAAUACAUCUCAGUAGUUUCAGGCAUGUAAAAUUUAGUUCAUAAAACUUUGCUGUUGAAAUACUGGAAAGUAUAUCAACAAAUAGCGACAAAUGUGUUCAUCUCUAGUUUCAAAGUCAAUAUGUUGAAGGACUCACUAUAAUGGGAUCAAUAUUUGCUGCAUUAAAGUUGGAAAUCAUUGCUGAAUGUAAAUUAUUUUCGAUUAGAAAGGAACAAAUGUUAGAAUGGAAUGGAUAUUUUCAUCAACUGUCGCCGUGAUGUUUGGCUACUACUUUAACAAAACAAACAUGUGGUGUAGUACCCACAUACAAGCAACUACUUUGUGCCUAAGACUUUCAAAUCGAAUUCAAUGUUUCAAUGGAAUUCUAAAAUUUCUGCAGUUUUAGUCACUUAAAUGUUCAUAAAUAGAACGAGAGAAAGACGUUUACUUACGUGUUUUAAAGGCGAUUUUACUGCAUUUAUGUUUAGAGACAAGAUAGUAGUUUUAAUAGCUGAGAAAAAUGUAUUUUCUUGUAUAUUGUUAAGUAAACCUUUAGUGAGAAUAUUUCGUACUGUA
Molecule: messenger RNA, 5665 nt
Organism: Stegodyphus dumicola
Lineage: Eukaryota; Metazoa; Arthropoda; Arachnida; Araneae; Eresidae
Gene: Hasp
Product: Hig-anchoring scaffold protein
Source: RefSeq, a predicted model, not a curated record